Messenger RNA from Raphanus sativus (radish), 1821 nucleotides. RefSeq lists its product as uncharacterized. The record is from RefSeq and is a predicted model, not a curated record. The transcript has 11 exons. Bases 237 to 1601 code for a protein of 454 amino acids. Lineage: Eukaryota; Viridiplantae; Streptophyta; Magnoliopsida; Brassicales; Brassicaceae.
UUUAUCAGAAAAAAUAUCAGUAGUCGAUGAUUAUCGAUUUUUUUGGCUAAAUCGGGGAAAAAUAAAAACCAGAGAUAGAGCGCAUGGGACUCAGUGAUGAUGAGAAGAUAACGUAGAGACGUGAUAUGGUUAUAAGAAGCUGACGUCACUCUGAAACCGCGAUUCAAGGAUCUUUCUCUGUUUUAUUUUUUUUUACUUGUCUGUAUAUAUACACAUAAGAAGCUCGUCGAGUAUCAAUGUCUACGGCUUCUUGGAUUCAGCCUCCUUGUAGAUUCUUACCAGAUCGUCAUCGUGGUGGUGGUGGUUUCGCUAAGCCAAGCUUUAGCAGAGCAAGGCAGUUUCCAGGCGUCGUUUCUUAUUCUUCCUCGUGCUCUUGUGGCCAUUCCGAGAUUUUGACUUUCGAUCAUUUCGGGUCUAACAGAAGGUGGAACCAGCGGGGUCUCAGAGUUCAAGCAAUGAGUGCUACAGCACAACGUAAUUUCUCGCUAUCUAAAGGUGACGCCGAUGAGAAAACUGAACCUGAUCACCUUCUUGUUCUUGUACACGGCAUCUUGGCCAGUCCCAGUGACUGGCUCUACGUAGAAGCUGAGAUGAAAAGACGCCUUGGUAGAAGAUUCUUGAUUUAUGCAAGUUCUUCAAAUACGUUCACUAAAACGUUUGGCGGGGUCGAUGGAGCUGGGAAACGACUAGCAGAAGAGGUUAGGCAGGUUGUCCAAAAGAGCAAGAGCCUAAAGAAGAUAUCCUUUUUAGCCCACUCCCUCGGUGGCUUAUUUGCCAGGCAUGCUGUCGCCGUUCUUUACUCGGCAGCAGCAGCAGUGUCACAAACCAGUGAUGGUGCUGCUCUGCUCUCUAACUCCGGGAACUCACAUCUUCCCCGAGGUAGGAUUGCUGGGCUCGAGCCGAUUAAUUUCAUCACCUUGGCAACACCUCAUCUAGGAGUCAGAGGCAGAAAGCAGCUGCCUUUCUUGUUGGGACUUCAGAUAUUAGAAAGACUUGCUGCGCCGUUAGCUCCAUUCGUUGUCGGUCGGACUGGUAGCCAGUUGUUUCUUACUGAUGGUAAAGCUGAUAAACCACCUCUUCUCUUGAGAAUGGCUUCUGAUUGUGAAGAUCUUAAAUUCUUAUCGUCCUUGGGGUCGUUCCGAAGCCGCAUUGUAUAUGCGAACGUAUCUUAUGACCACAUGGUUGGUUGGCGUACAUCUUCCAUAAGGAGAGAAACUGAACUUUUCAAGCCUCCACGGCGGUCUCUAGAUGGAUACAAGCAUGUGGUGGACGUAGAAUACUGCCCACCUGUUUCGUCAGAUGGAGCCCAUUUCCCUCCAGAAGCUGCUAAAGCCAAGGAAGCCGCACAAAGCUCGCCUAGUCCUCAGAACACACUCGAGUAUCAUGAAAUAGUUGAAGAUGAGAUGAUCCGUGGCCUGCAGACUUUAGGAUGGAAGAAAGUUGAUGUCAGCUUCCACUCCACCUUCUGGCCUUACUUAGCUCAUAACAACAUUCACGUGAAAAGUGAAAGACUCUAUAAAGCAGGAGCUGGAGUUGUUGCCCAUGUUGCGGAUAGCAUAAAACAGCAAGAGUCUUCCACGUUCAUCAGAGCCAGCUUGUAGACUGUGUAAAGUCGUCGAGUGUUUAACCCCGGUUGAUGUUGAUUUCCGGUUGCUUUCCACCACGACAUUUGAAUUUUUCUUUACUACGGUUUUGGAAAUUGGUCCAAUCUUUACUUUUUUUCUUUUCCAGUUCGUCUGUACAUUAUUUUCUUCUAUUAGCUUGGUGAUUUUACAACACUUGAAAGUUGGUAUUAAAAAAAUACACAUUUUUGUUUUCCAA